Molecule: messenger RNA, 1063 nt
Organism: Candidula unifasciata
Lineage: Eukaryota; Metazoa; Mollusca; Gastropoda; Stylommatophora; Geomitridae
Source: the annotation of a GenBank genome assembly
AUGAAGUUUGGUUAUCUUUUUCAACACGCUCCUGCAUGGCUCUUCCGGUCCAAGAAGGUUACGGGCGGUGCCAACUUACGUUUGUUUACCCUGAUACUGGCUACAGUAUUCACUGUCUGUCUGUACGUGCUCUGUUUGCCCCUGGUAGGGGUCAAAAUGUGGCCCGAUGAUGACCAUCGACUGUUGGAGACACAGUUCAAUCAAACAUUUCGUAAAAUGCAGGGCUUUGCUCCAGUACCGUGUGAUCCGAGGGCCAAAGUGUCGGAAAUACUGAGAAUGCGACCAAUCAAGUUCUUACCCAACUUCAAAAACCCAUGCUGGUGGGAGCCAUUGAACACUUCGACUUCAAUCCACGAUAUUUACGCCAACAAUGGUUUUCUCAAGUAUUCCUACUCCUACGGAAAAGCCUUUCGUAAAUUAACUCAUAAAUUUCGGGCCAGAAAUUCCAGCAAACCAUAUCGCCUCAGAUGUCUACCGUAUUUUUUCUUGGCUGGUCAACCAAAGUGUGGUAGCACUGACUUCUACAACAAGAUUGUUAGCCACCCGGAUGUUGUCAGCCCGCCAAUCAAAGAGUCGCAUUGGUGGGGCAAGAACAGAUACGGAGAUGCCAGCGUGUCCACCUUGUGGUCAAACGACGACUGGUGGAAGAAUCCCGAGAACUGCGGUCUUUUAGAACCAAAAUUCACCAACGCUGACCACGUCCAUUUGGUUCUACCCCAAGCGAGAAUUAUUGUGAUACUUCGUAAUCCCACCGACAGACUAUACUCAGAUUUCCUUUACUUCACACAUUCCCUGAAGUCUCAAGAGGACUUCCACAAUGAGGCGACUGCGGCUGUAGACUCCCUCAAUGAUUGUAUUCACAAAAUAGGAAUACGUGCUUGUGUAUAUAAUGCAUCUAUAGCCAUCAAGUCUAGGGUAAGACUUCGCCUCGGCCUGUAUCAGGUCUAUUUACAAGACUGGCUGGCCUUGUUUCCCAGGGAUCAGGUCCUUGUGGUGCGACUGGAAGACUAUUCAGCGGAACCAUUGGCGGUUAUACAGAAGGCUCACACAUUUUUGCAACUCA